This is a messenger RNA of Entrophospora sp. SA101, 2376 nucleotides long. The record is from the annotation of a GenBank genome assembly. NCBI's taxonomy places the organism in Eukaryota, Fungi, Glomeromycota, Glomeromycetes, Entrophosporales, Entrophosporaceae.
AUGGUCAAGUCGAAAGGUUCACAAUCUCUUCUAACUUCUCAAUUAGGAUUGAAAGAAUCAAAGGAAGCACAGGAAAAUGAAAUUGAAGCUUUAAAAGCGAUUUUUAUGGAUGAUUAUGAGCCAAUUGUGGUGGCUACUGCUUGGAAGGUUGCUCCGGCUGGUCAUCAAUUCAGACUUCAUUUAUGGCCUCAAGAAGAAAAAUUAAAACAACAUGUUAAAGUUGAUUUACAUGUAAAAUUUCCUAAAACUUAUCCUCGCUCUGCUCCAGAUAUGAAAAUUGAGAAUGUUCAUGGACUUUCAAAUUUACAAUUACAACAGCUUCAAUCACAUGUUUCACGUUUAAUAAAAGAAAACCUUGGUCAAGAAAUGGUGUUUACAAUUGCUGAAUUCAUUAAAGAUUACAUUACCGCAAAUAAUAGUGGAAUUAAAAAUAUUGGACAUCACAAAAAUCAACCUUCUUUUCAUGAACAGAUGCUGAAUCGUAUUGAGCAAACAACAAAGGCUGAACUAGAAAAAUCAAUGGAAGAAGUUAAUCGUGUACGUCAAAUUCAAGAACGUGAACAACAAAUGCAGAACUUAUCCUUGCUUCAAAAAAUUGAUGAAGUCACACAACUUCAAAAGGCGAAAAUUGAGGAGGAACGACAAAAAAGAAAAUUAAUGAAGAUAAAUGAAGAUGAAAAUUUGAAUCCAACUAAUAAUUCUUUUGCAGGCUUUCGAACUAUUAACUUUGAGAAUUUUGUCAGAUUGGAUGAUUCACAGUCAAUGCCUUUUAAGUCUGUAGUGCUUGGGCCUUCUAUAGGAAAAGGGUCAAUAAGCUCUAUUUCUUUGGUCCAGGCUUCGAAUUUUCAAAUAAAAAAUCUAGAAUUAUCAAGUAGUUAUGUAUUAGUGCUUAAAGAGAUUGAAAUAACGGAGCCACAUUAUUUGGACCUUGAUGGAAAGAAAAAAUUGGAAGAAAUUGAAAAAGAUCUUGAAAGAAUAAAAAAAUUAAGACAUCCAAAUAUAAUAUCUAUAUACGAAUCUGAACUCGAAAGAGUUGCUUCAGGUUGGAAGUUACACAUUCUUAUGGAGUAUGCUCGUGGUGGUUCACUUGUCGAUCUAUUGAAAAAAUGUGGAGUAGUACGUUUGUCAAUUGCAAAAGAAUACAUUAAACAAUUAUUAAAUGCUUUAGAUUUUAUACAUGCAAAUAGUUUUGUUCAUAAAGAUGUCAAUUAUCAUAGGAAAUUAUUAGGUCACAUGCAUAAGGUUUAUCCAUUAUCUAAAUCCUUAAAUACUGAAUAUAAGAAAAAUUGGAUAUCGCCUGAACAUGAAACCAAGUCCGAUGUUUAUUCUAGGAAAAAUGAUAUUUGGUAUCUUGGAGUUGUAUUUUUACAAAUGUUAUUUGGAUUGAAUGUUGUUGAUGAUUCUGAAUCUUUGGAUGAUGUAUUCGAAACUUUACGAGAUAUUCUGCAAAAAAUGCUCGAAGAAGAUCAGAGAAAAAGACCAACACCAUUAGAGCUACUUAAUGAUCCUUUUUUCAAUGAAGGAUCAGAUACUUUUUACGAUCAACCACUUAAAUUUUUAAUGUCUUCUGGUCACUCAAAUCCCGCAAAAUCCCUUAUACAAAAUAUCAGUAAUAAAGAAACAAAUGAUAUUGUUGGAAGUUUUGGUGAUAAUAAUUCUCAUUAUUUAGGAUCACCGCCAAUAAAUACUCAUAAUAAUACUUUUUUUUCAAGAUAUAAGCUUGAUUUUGAGGAAACAGACUUUCUUGGAAAAGGUGGUUUUGGAGAAAAAGUUCGUCUUAACCCUAAUGAUAUAGAAAAAACACGAAAAAUUUUAAGAGAAGUGACAACAUUAUCUCGUUUACAUCACGAAUAUGUUGUUAGAUACUUUACAACUUGGUUUGAGGAUUCGGACGGAUCAAUGAAAGAAACCGAAACUUUUAGUGAAGAAGUUUCGGCAGGAGACGAUGAAACAUCAGAUUCGGAUGAUAAUUUAGUGUUUGCAGCAGAUGAUGAUGAAUAUGAUUUUUUAUCUACUGACGCGUCAAAUAGUCGAGGAGGAGGAUACAAUAAAGCUCGUAUGAAAGAGUCCUCCUCUUCGGAGACAGAUUCAGAAUUUGAAAUUCAAGAUGGUGAUGCUAGAAAUGUUAGAUUUGCAGUAAAGUCUAGGACAGCGCCAAAAAAAACACGUAUUCUUUAUAUACAAAUGGAGGAUUGUGAAAAGAAAACACUUAAAGAUAUUAUUGAUGCUGGGAUAGAAGAAGAAGAAGGGUUGAGUGACGGCAGAAUUAAUGAUUUUGCAUUACCAUCUUUCCAAAGUACACCGCAACUAUCAUCAACAUCUAAUACAUAUUCAUCAAUAUCAACACCCAAAUACUUUCGAUAUCAACGUCUUUGA